AUGGCUAUCGUUAAAGUAUUAUUACCACGGACUAUAAAGAAUUUGCACGGGGAAACCGUACUGGUAACUGGAGCAGGUUCAGGUAUAGGACGUGAGCUUGCAGUACAAUUUGCUGAACUAGGUGCUACUGUUGUUUGUUGGGAUAUAGACACAAAAAGAAACAAUGCUGUUGUUGAUGAAAUUAGGGGAAAAGAUGGAGAUUGUUUAGGUUUCAUUGUAGAUGUGACAGUAUUAGAACAGGUGCUAUCAGCAGCGGCGCGAACGCGACGUUUGGCAGACGUGUCUAUCGUUGUGAGCAAUGCUGGUACAUUGACAUAUGCACCAUUUGUACAUUUACGAUCUGAUGCAAUCACCAAAAUGAUUGAGACUAAUUUAUUGGCGCACUUUUGGGUCAUACAAGCUUUCUUACCAUAUAUGAUAGAAAGGCGGAGAGGGCAUAUCGUGGCUAUCAAUUCUAGCGCCGGCCUCUCGGCUUGCACACAGAUGGUGCCGUAUUGCGCUGCUAAGUUUGGUCUUAGAGGCCUCAUGGAUUCAAUGAGUGAGGAGCUACGUCAACAGACAUGGACAAAAAAUAUAAGCACAACAUCUGUAUACUUAGGCACAGUGGCCACCGGCCUUUAUCCUACACCCUCUCAUCGUUUCAUAUCUUGGUACUCAGAGAUAACGGCAAAGGAUGCUGCGAAGAUUAUAAUAGAAGGUAUAAUUUAUACUAAACAUUUCCGGUCAACCAAAAGCAACACCAUGAAUGUGAUUAAG
Molecule: messenger RNA, 756 nt
Organism: Brenthis ino (lesser marbled fritillary)
Lineage: Eukaryota; Metazoa; Arthropoda; Insecta; Lepidoptera; Nymphalidae
Source: the annotation of a GenBank genome assembly